GGUGGUCCGGUGCAGUGCUCGUCUUUUUUAAGCACAAUCAUUCAGCUUUGAGAGACUUUGAUUUACGAGACGUGCGUUCAGGUCUUUUGGUCGUAGCUAUUUGAACCUGUUUGAGCUUGGGGAGCGGCGUGGUGUCAGAUAGAUUACAGCGGAUUGACAUGUAUCCUCCGAUGAAGCAGUAGUUGGAGGAUCUUGGUCGCACAUCUCCUGUUACAAACGGUCUUUUCCCACAGUGUGGAAAAGUGAAAAAGAAGGGGUUCAAAAUGACACCAACGUAUUUGUAUAUGCAGUCUCCCAUGACAUCUGGCUGUGAUCCUGAUUCCAAAUUUCCCGACGAGACUCAAAAAACGAAAGUUUCACAGGGAACGACACUUACAUGUUUCCACUCAAUUAUUAACGCAUAACAAUGUCUUACGAGUCAGCCGCACAUCAAUAGCACGACAGUCUCGAUGAUUGAUUGACCAAGACUGAUAACUGUGAGACUGUGACAAAAAAAAAGAAGACUGUCUCCAGUGAUUGCCCUUUUUUUAGAGGCAAUCAAGCCGACCUCAUUUACGCUCUGCUGGCUGUGUCUGAGUUGCUCAGGCAGACUCCUCACCGACUGAGAGCCCCAACAUGAAUGCUACCGGCCACCUCGGGGCCGGCAGCCUGUGCGCCAUAUGUGGAGACAGAGCCACCGGCAAACACUACGGGGCCUCCAGCUGUGACGGCUGCAAGGGCUUCUUCAGACGCAGCGUUCGCAAAAACCACAUGUACUCGUGCAGGUUCAACAGACAAUGCAUCGUAGACAAAGACAAGCGAAAUCAAUGCAGAUACUGCAGACUGAAGAAAUGCUUCAGGGCCGGCAUGAAGAAAGAAGCUGUGCAGAAUGAAAGAGACAGAAUCAGCACCAGGAGAUCCAGCUACGAAGACAGCAGUUUACCAUCCAUCAACGCACUCAUCCAGGCAGACGUGCUGUCGAGACAGAUCACCUCGCCGGCUCCGAUACUGAACGGCGACAUAAGGGCCAAAAAGAUCGCCGCAAUCACGGACGUGUGUGAGUCCAUGAAGCAACAGCUGUUGGUCUUGGUGGAGUGGGCCAAGUACAUCCCAGCCUUCUGUGACCUGCCCCUGGAUGACCAGGUGGCGUUGCUGCGAGCUCAUGCUGGAGAGCACCUUCUGCUUGGCGUCGCAAAGAGGUCGAUGCUGUACAAAGACAUCCUCCUAUUAGGAAAUGACCACAUCAUUCCCAGAAACUGCCCGGAGUUGGAGGUCGGCAGGGUGGCUGUGAGAAUCCUGGAUGAACUGGUUCUCCCCUUCCAGGAGCUUCAGAUAGACGACAAUGAAUACGCCUGCUUGAAAGCCAUAGUUUUCUUUGACCCAGACGCUAAAGGUCUGAGUGACCCGGGAAAAAUCAAGCGGAUGCGAUACCAGGUCCAGGUCAGCUUGGAAGACUACAUCAAUGACAGGCAGUACGACUCCCGGGGCCGCUUCGGGGAGCUGCUGCUGCUGCUGCCGACGCUACAGAGCAUCACCUGGCAAAUGAUCGAGCAGAUCCAGUUUGUCAAGCUCUUUGGCAUGGCAAAGAUUGACAACCUGCUACAAGAAAUGCUUCUUGGAGGUUCUGCCAAUGAGGCUCCACAUGCACCUCACUCUCUGCACCCUCACCUGGUUCAAGAGCACCUCAGCACCAAUGUUAUAGUGAGCAGCAACAUCCCGACGCCGAUCCAUAACGGUCAAAUCUCCACUCCUGAAAGCCCGAUCCCAUCUCCACCUACUGCCUCCAGCUCAGAACAUUAUAAACUGGCUCAGGGGGUCAUAGCCAUGGUGCCCAAGCAGCCGACCUCCAUCCUUCAGCCUACUAUUACAAAGCAGGAGGCCGUUUAACAAUCCCCUGAAAUAUUAUUCCUUCUUUUUUUUUAUUGUGUUAAUCCAGGGUCUAUAUGUGUAUUGUCAUACAUAAACAGCAUUAAAGCUGUUAACUUGACUGGAACAAUAAAGUUGCUAAAUAUAAAGAACAUAAUUUAAAUUAGUCCGCUGCAGAUUGCUGUUGAUCUUCAGGGAUAUUUGUUCACAACACGCAGCAGCAGUUAAACCACAGCUCAGCAGAAGACAGACAAAAUGAAUAAUAUCCAAACUAUCCACACAUACUGUUGUUCUGCACAGCUAACAUGUAGGCCGACGUACAUUGUUGUAUAUAUGUAGUUUUUUUAUUGGGUAACAUCACUUAUUUUCCAAUGUCCUCAGUGUGUGCAGUAAGGCUCAUUUUUGACAUGGCGGUGUGGUCAUGUCAGUAUUUUAUGAAUGUUACAACAGGCCUUGCAUUGUAAUGUAUUUAGUGUUGCACAGUAUUUCAUGUUAUGGUUAUUAGGGAUAAAAUUAUAUCAACUUUCAGUCAGGAAGUGUGUAUGAAAGCUGACAGAAAUCCCGAGUUCAGCUGUUAAACACAUGGUGAAAACCAAAAGAUUAUAUGUUGUUGAACACAUUGGAAAAUACAUAUUACAGAAGCUAAAUUCAACAUGUUAAAAUUUACACCAAAAACCUUGUAGUGCCACUUUAUAAAAGUCACAAGCACGCUGAGGAAGUUUCCCAAUAAUAUGUUGUAUUUCUUUUUUUAAUAUAUAUAUAUAUAUUAUAUUUUUUGUUUAGUACUUUGGCAAGUUUUAACUAUUGGAAUAAAUUGUCUUAAAAAGUGUGUCUUGUAACCUGAACUGCCUUACAAAAAAGGCAAUAUUUUGCCUCACAAUGUGAAGAUGAAUGAAUAAAUUUCAAGAUCUAUUUUUACAUUG
This is a messenger RNA of Gasterosteus aculeatus aculeatus (three-spined stickleback), 2768 nucleotides long. It is a transcript of the gene hnf4a, whose product is annotated as hepatocyte nuclear factor 4, alpha. The record is from RefSeq and is a predicted model, not a curated record. Gene Ontology annotation, molecular function: zinc ion binding; DNA-binding transcription factor activity; RNA polymerase II cis-regulatory region sequence-specific DNA binding. NCBI's taxonomy places the organism in Eukaryota, Metazoa, Chordata, Actinopteri, Perciformes, Gasterosteidae. Gene Ontology annotation, biological process: regulation of DNA-templated transcription.